CCGACAUACAAGGGGUGUAGGGUACCUCAUUUAUCACAUUUACCGACAUUCAAUGGGUGUAGGGUAUCUCAUUAAUCACAUUUACCGAGAUACAAGGGGUGUAGGUUAUCUCAUUUAUCACAUUUACCGACAUACAAGGGGUGUAGGUUAUCUCAUUUAUCACAUUUACUGACAUUCAAUGGGUGUAGGUUAUCUCAUUUAUCACAUUUACCAACAUACAAGGGGUGUAGGUUAUCUCAUUUAUCACAUUUACCGACAUACAAGGGGUGUAGGUUAUCUCAUUUAUCACAUUUACCGACACACAAGGGGUGCAGGUUAUCUCAUUUAUCACAUUUACCGACACACAAGGGGUGCAGGUUAUCUCAUUUAUCACAUUUACCAACAUACAAGGGGUGUAGGUUAUCUCAUUUAUCACAUUUACCAACAUACAAGGGGAGCAGGUUAUCUCAUUUAUCACAUUUACCAACAUACAAGGGGUUCAGGUUAUCUCAUUUAUCACAUUUACCAACAUACAAGGGGUGUAGGUUAUCUCAUUUAUCACAUUUACCAACAUACAAGGGGUGUAGGUUAUCUCAUUUAUCACAUUUACCAACAUACAAGGGGUUCAGGUUAUCUCACUUAUCACAUUUACCGAAAUACAAGGGGUGUAGGUUAUCUCAUUUAUCACAUUUACCAACAUACAAGGGGUUCAGGUUAUCUCACUUAUCACAUUUACCGAAAUACAAGGUGUGUAGGUUAUCUCAUUUAUCACAUUUACCGACAUACAAGGGGUUCAGGUUAUCUCACUUAUCACAUUUACCGAAAUACAAGGGGUGUAGGUUAUCUCAUUUAUCACAUUUCCCGACAUACAAGGGGAGCAGGUUAUCUUAUUUAUCACAUUUCCCGACAUACAAGGGGUGUAGGUUAUCUCAUUUAUCACAUUUACCGACAUACAAGGGGUGUAGGUUAUCUCAUUUAUCACAUUUACCGACAUACAAGGGGUGUAGGUUAUCUCAUUUAUCACAUUUACCGACAUACUAGGGGGCAGGUUAUCUCAUUUAUCACAUUUACCGACAUACCUCAUUUACCUCAUUUACUGACACACAAAGGGUGCAGGAAAAAACUUUCAUAAUUCAAGCAAUUUUCAAAUUCAAAACAAACGUCAACAUUUACUUUUAAAAAGAUAAAAAAACCUCAGGUGGGACAUAUCGCGAUAGGCAGUCAACAAAGACACGGUACCAUGUCGCAGUUCAUCCACCCUUUGUUUGUAAACAAAUCUCACGCAUGCGCAGAUUGGAUGGGAUGUCUUAGGAUACGUGGAUGGCAGAUGACACCACACCAGGUAGGACAUGUAGCAAUGGGUUUAAGUUGGAUAAGUUCAGGUUCAACAAAGACAUAGGCAAGAAUUGGUUUACCAACAGUGGUGGAUGAGUGGAACAGACGUAGAAGUCGUGUGGUGAGCGUCAACACGAUAAAUACAUUCAAGAAGAGGUUAGAUAAGUUCUUGGAUGGGAGGGGUAUGGAGCGUUAGUUUGGUGCCGUGGUCUGGGCGGCAUGUUGCGCUGUCUCGCGAGACCUCCUUCCUCCUCCUCCUCCUCUUGUUGCGGAGGGAGCCCGAUGGGUGGGUCCGCGGGGGUCGAGGGAAGGCAAAGCCCUCCCCCCAGUUAAGAAGGUUGGGGGGUUGAGGCGGGGCGAAGCCCCCCUUUUAGCUUAGGUCUUGUUGGUUUCCCGAAAAGGAACUGCCACUGCCGCCAUUAGAGGGUGGUAACAAUGCAUCAGAAAAUUCAUAACUGACAACUGGGGCAGGCCACUGGGUUACUGGAGUGAGCGGAAGCCCACUACUGCAGCUCACACCACACUGUCAUGGCGUCGUGUAACAAGUCCCGCCAAGCAAAUAAAGUCUCGUUCGCGAUACCUUACCAGGAUUAAAUAAAUUAACGAUCAAUAAUUAUCGUUUAAUUUUAUAAAUAAAGAACCUUAUUGAAGUAACUAUUCAGCAACGUGUAUAAAAAUAAUUGUAAGAAGUCCGCAGUCACUUGUUGCCAUGACAACGUUGACCACUUUCUUUUCUGUGAUCGGUGAUCGGAAGUUAGUUUGUGAAGUUCCGAUCUCCACAGUCUGAUUACCUUUUACAAAGAUGAUCCAAUCUUUACAUUCCGAUCGCCAAUUGCUGUUCCGAUCAGAUCGGAAGAUCGGACGAUCGGACUGAUGAUCGGAAGU
Eriocheir sinensis (Chinese mitten crab) is the source of this 2199-nucleotide messenger RNA. RefSeq lists its product as uncharacterized. The coding region runs from base 179 to 1111 and encodes 310 amino acids. Lineage: Eukaryota; Metazoa; Arthropoda; Malacostraca; Decapoda; Varunidae. The record is from RefSeq and is a predicted model, not a curated record. The transcript has 3 exons.